Molecule: messenger RNA, 1722 nt
Organism: Symbiodinium sp. CCMP2592
Lineage: Eukaryota; Dinophyceae; Suessiales; Symbiodiniaceae
Source: the annotation of a GenBank genome assembly
AUGAGUGAAGCCGCUGUGCCCAGCGGCUUCCGCUGGCUUUGGUUGCAUGCAGUGCACACGAGCGAGAGCAGCAGAAGCUCCUCCUCUUCCGCCCCGGCGCCUUGGACGCUUCCCGCGUCGGAAGAGGCGGCAUUUAAGCUGCGAGGUCGGCAUGAAUGCUUGGCCAACCUUCUGCAGCGGGCAGCAUCAGGUAGCCCGCUGUCCACGGCACGGUCGGCUCCUGACGGCACGCCGGCAGAGGCUGGCUUUCCAGGAGCUUCGGAACAGGGCCCGGUGCUCUUCUUCUCCGAGGGCCGGCUGCAGGGUGCCAAUGCGGCCACAGGGGAGACCACGCUGUCCGUGCCCCUCCUCAUGGCCGAUUUAGUUCACGUAGCGGCAGCAAAAUCUGCUGAGUCGGAGCGAGCCUGGUAUCUGCUUGCCCUGGCACCGCGGCGGUGUCCUGAUAAACCUGUGGAGGGUGAGCCUCCAUCGACAGAAGCUGGCGACCUGGCGCCGCUCCAGGGCGUGUGGCUACUCUACACAGCGCCCGUUGACCACAGCGACUUCCUCAGACUCCUUUUCGAGUUCGGUAGCCGCGGUGCUCUGCGUUGGGAUCUGCACGAGUGCUACACUGUGACGGAUAAGUCUCUCGGUGUUGGCGGCUGCGGCACAGUCUACCUAGGGCAAUCCCGGAUGCGCCUCCCCACGCAGAAGGAUGCAGCGAAGGUCGAUAUCCCGGCCGUGCCUCAGGUGGCUGUGAAGAAGCUGAACAAGUCCGGUGGAGUUACAGAAGAGAUCAACAUCAGGAGCGAGAUCGAGUUCUUAGCAGUGGCUCGGGGUCAUCCCUGCAUCUCUGCCCUAUUUGGCGUCUUCUGCUUCAACGAACUGGGUUCUGCAGACACCAAGAGGGGCCACUCCAUUCGGUGGACGAUCGUCAUGCCUUUGUAUUCAGAGGGUGACCUGUUCGACUACCUUGCCGCCAACGGUGCCAUGAAAGAAACUGCAGCGGCUACGCUGAUGCUGUGCCUGCUGUCGGCGCUCACCCAUCUCCACCGCCUGGGCGUAGUUCACCGGGACGUGAAAGCUGAGAACAUCUUGCUGGCCAACAACAAGGCGGUUCUGUCCGACGUUGGCAUCGCGGCAUUCUUGAAGGAUGAAGAGGCCAUGCAGCGCAGAGUGGGAUCCCCUGGCUACGCUCCGCCCGAAGUGGUUACAGACCUCCCAUACGACGAGAAGGUCGACGUGUUUGGUGCUGGAGCCGUGCUGUAUUUUGCUUUGAGCAACACUCUCCCCUUCCCGGGGAAAACGCUCAAGAAGGUGCUGGAGCUGACGGCGCGAUGCAAGGUGAAGUACGACGCGGCUCUCUUUGGCGAUUUUUCUGGUAGUAUCAUCCAGCUGCUGAAAGCUUUGUUGCAGAAGGAUCCGUCGAAGCGGCCCUCGGCAAGGAAGUCCUUCAAGGCAUUAUGGACCAUGGCCAGCCAGAAACCUGAAAUCGCCAGAAGCAGUGUCGCUCGGAUCACCUGGCAGGCUGUAGAAGAUUUUGAGAGCUUGGCUUCCACUGGCCUGGAGUCGAUGAGAAGCAACGGCCACAAGCCCGAGAGGUUGGAGAAGAAGAUCAUGAGAACAACAUCAGACAGAGAAAACAAGACUGCUCCAACGCUGGAGGAAGAGCACCUGGGCCUGAAAAAUGAGCAUUUGUUUGCCCGCCACUUUCAGUGUAAGCUGAGAAGGGGUUUUGUGUGA